GUGUGUGUUUAGUGACAGCGGAGCGGAGGCAGCGGAGUUGUGGAAAGUUGUGUCCGGCCGCAGAGCGAGGAGGCCGGCGGGAGCAGCUGAGACAUGGGCCUCCUGGCGAGGCUGCGGAAGGAGUGGUUCAUGAUCGGGCUGGUGCUGGUCAUCCUGUCGGCCCGGCUGGAGCCCAGCGUCGGGGUCCGGGGAGGUCCGCUGAGGCCGGAGAUCACCGUGGCGUACGUGGCCGUUUCUCUGAUCUUCUUCAACAGUGGCCUGUCGCUGAGGACGGAGGAGCUGACCAGCGCGCUGCUGCACGUCCGCCUCCACCUGUUCGUCCAGUGCUUCACCCUCGUCUUCUUCCCACUGAGCGUCUGGAUGCUGAUCCGGGUCCUCGAACUCACCGCCAUCGACCAAUGGCUGCUCAGAGGCCUGAAGAACAGCUCCAUGUUUUGCUGUAACUCACCAACAGAACAUCCUGUGGUUCUUCUGUCUCACCUUCCUGUCACGUACAUGUGAGGUUCUGAUUGUGUCCUCCUGCAGCUCGGUUCUUCCUCCGCGGUUCCGUUCUCGUCCAUCUUCUCGCAGCUCUUCAUGACGGUGGUGGUUCCUCUGGUUCUGGGGCAGGUGUGCCGGGGUUUCCUCAGGGAGCUGCUGGAGCGCCGGAAGCCUCCGUUCGGCGCCGUCAGCAGCUGCGUCCUGCUCAUGAUCAUCUACACGACCUUCUGCGACACCUUCAGCAACCCGGACAUCGAGUUGGACCCGACCAGCCUGCUGCUGCUCGUCCUCAUCAUUUUCUCCAUUCAGAUCAGCUUCAUGCUGCUCACCUUCGCCUUCUCCUCCAGGUCGGGUUCUGGCUUCAGUCCUUCUGAUACCGUGGCCAUCAUGUUCUGCUCAACACACAAGUCUCUGACUCUGGGCAUCCCGAUGCUGAAGAUCGUGUUUGAGGGCUACCAGCAUCUCUCUCUGAUCUCCGUUCCUCUGCUGAUCUACCAUCCAGCUCAGAUCUUGCUGGGAUCCAUCCUGGUUCCUACGAUCAGAGGCUGGAUGAGCAGCAGACACAAGGCGGUGAAGCUGUCGGCUCUUCAGCCCGUCUGACGAUGAAGAACCAGAGCCAGAACUGGAUGUUGCUGAAGCGGAUCGCGGCGGAGGGAUACAUCAGUGCCUUAUUACAACCAACAGAGACCUCAGCGUGGCGGAGAGGACGAGGAUCACCUCCACCUCUGCUAUGAAGAGAAACUCGUAUUGCCAUCAUAUAUACUGUUUUAUAUUUCAAAGAAGCACAUGUUUUAUUUUUAUAUGGAAUAUCCUGAAAAUUGCUACAGAAUGAGGACGGCUGUGUUUUCUAGUUUUGCUCUGAGCUCUGUGGCCUGUUACUGGGAGCUCUGGGACCAUCUCCUUCCUGUCUUCUUAUUUUUCUACUCUGACUGUCUGUUACUGCCAGAAAGUGAAGUUUGUUACGUUAUCGUGUUAUUCGCUGUGUUGUCCGACGUUAACAUGUUGAAUAAUACGAGCUGUUGGGUUCGUGACCUCCUGAAAUAACUCGUGUCUGUAGAAAGAGUCGCGAGCUGAAAGAUUCUCUGUCCAACAGGCCGGCAGCAGGAAGUCGGACCAACAGGCAGCCCGUUCACCGGAUCUCAGUGUUUUACUACAACUCCUUUGUAGCGUUAGUCGUAGAUUUUCUGGUUUAUGUUCUUGUCUCCAUCAGAUUCCUCUCAACAGCAUUCACUGUUUGGGUUCUAACCGGUCCACAAGGGCAUUUUUAACUUGGACCAAGAGGCAGCACAGAGAAAAGUCUGAAACAUUCAGUAACCAGCUAAAUGUACGUCUGUACGCAGACGAUGCUAUAUUAUACACAUUAGCAUGUUACACAAACCAAAGUCGGGUUCAAAUGCAUCAUCAGAACCAAAUGUACGUCUGUACGCAGACGACACUCUGUUCUCAGUAAGUUCUGUCGUUUCUUAUUCCGCCAACCAAAGUCCGGUUUAAAGACAUAGAUGUUCUGUAAACAUUCUUGCUGUUGUGAUCCGACAGGAUUUUUGCUGAAACUAUCUGAUCUGCUGGAACAUGAUUACCAUAUUCAGAGGCGUGACAGUGAAUGCAUCGUCAUCACAACCACUGACAGACUGUUAUUAUCCCGACCAGAACCACAGUAUUUCCUCUAUGGACCAAACGGACUUUGCUCAGGGGCACUCAGGCAGCAUCUCUGUUGUUUCCUGUUUCACGAGCAGCCUUACGUUCUGAGUCUGGACUCUGAUGAAAGCCCAACCUGCUCCCGGUCAGCAGACACCUGGAGGUUCAUCUCUGGGCAGCUAGCUUUAGCUUGUAGCACAGAUGACUGUAGCAGCCUCCUGAACAGCCGCUGCUGGUUGUAGCGCUGCUGGUUGUGUUGUUGGAGUGAAGUCCAGCCUGUGAGCCGCUGAUCUGCUCUCAGUAACCUGGUGUCAGGGAAAGUUCUACAUCCACAGCUUCCAGGAUGAAUCCAUUAUUUUAGGUGUUAGGAGGAACAGACGACCUACAGCACCCUGUGGUUUCCUGUCUGGGUCUCGUUUAUUUACCGUUUACUGGGCUAACAUCAUGUCACAGAGGUGGUCAGUGUCACUGCGUUUAGUUCAAACACAGCUCAGCCAACACAGCAGACGGAGGUGAAGCUUUGUCCAUCUGAGACCUUCAGGGGCCUUCUGUUUGGCCGUAGUCAUAUACUCUGGAUAUUUAAAACGCUAUCUGUGAAAUGCUCUUUGAGAUACAUUUUCAGCAGUUUUUUUUUCACCCAUUAACAUUUGAGGCCCACCUACAAAGUGGGAUCUGAAGAUGAUUAAAUAUCCCGUCCAGAACUUGGAUCAGAUGUUCUAUCAGUAGUUUAGUUUUAUUGGAGCAACAUGUCAGACCUGCUCAACCACGUGUUGCAGUUCAGCCAAACUACCUUUUGUGACCCAGAGUUUCAUAUUAAAGUAUUCUGUGUUUAGUUCUAUAUAAUGGUAGCUACGUGUGGUUCAGGAAACAUCUCCAGGUCACUUCUGCUGUCAGCCUUUUGUUGAUAUGAGUCCGAAGACGGAACUUUUCAAGAUGUCUUCAAUUUGUUUUCACAUUUUCAACUCAUCCAUAAUCAGAUUAUUGAUCUGUUGUCCAACAUGACAGGUUCUGGAUCAGCGACAUGAUGAGAAACAACAGAGAACAUUUCAGGUUUUUGUCUUUAAAAAAUAAUCCCAUGAAAUCAUCUCUGAACGUAUUUGAUGAAUCAAGUUCAAAUUUCACAGAUAUCUUUGUAAAUAUCUGUAGUUUAUGUAGACAUGUGAGUCGUGUUUGUUCAGCUGGAGGUUCUGAUGUUGUGAGUUGGAGGUUCUGAUGUUGUGAGCUGCAGCCUCUGAGGUUUGACGGCUGCAUAGUUUCAGACUUCAGCCACAGUUUAAACGCUGGACUAGUUAGAGCUGGUGACCUGGUUAGCAGACAGGGGACUGACUUUGAGUCCAGUAUUCUCUCUUUCAGCUCUGUUUUGGUCUCCACCACCUUCUGAAGGAAAUAUUGGCUCUCGAUCCUUUUUGGAUUUAUGUACUUAUUAAAUUUUAAAUAUAUACGUAGAACAAAUAUUUACGUAGCAUGAACAGAAAGCUAAAGGUGCGUUCACAUCCCAACACCUGCAGUAGCAGAAACCUCCGUUUCACUCGACUGUUAACUGCUGGAGGCAUAAAGUCCAACAGGUGGAGUUUAGUUACAAACAGUUUUAGUUACUAACCUCUGAAAUGUUCAGCUUUAAGAACGUUAGACUGGUGAUUGAACUGUGUCACCGUGUUGCAGAAUCUUUAACUGAUCCGAUCGGUGAGUGGAUCUGAACGUCAUCAGGUCGUUACCUGAGAAUGUACGGACUCUGUUACUGGGCGGUUUGGAGGCUGCAGCCAUGUGAUUGGUUGUCCAGGUGACGGUGGCGUUUACAGUCUUUACCUGUUUACAGUGUGAUUGUUCUACCUGAGCUUUACGUACGUCACUGUGUGGGUCUGUUCUUGUGCUCGAUGAUUAAAAAAUACAAGGAAAUGAA
Messenger RNA from Stegastes partitus (bicolor damselfish), 4015 nucleotides. It is a transcript of the gene slc10a7, whose product is annotated as solute carrier family 10 member 7. Gene Ontology annotation, cellular component: plasma membrane. The record is from RefSeq and is a predicted model, not a curated record. Lineage: Eukaryota; Metazoa; Chordata; Actinopteri; Pomacentridae. The transcript is spliced from 9 exons.